AGCAAAUCAAAAUAAUUUUACAUAUUAAUCACUUGAACAGUGGGUAGAGGAAAGCUUAGAACAUGGCGAACCCUAGAAGAGUAGUGAUCGAGAACCAUAGAUUGUCACCUUUAAUCAAUCUACUGAAGAAGCCUCAAGCGUUUCCUCUGCUUCUCUCUUUCUUCCUCUUCCUCACAUGGAUCACUCUCAGAUUACAGCAUUCCUCUCACGUCUCUUCGUCCUCUUCUUCACAUCCGAAGUCGACGCUAAAGAGUCAUCCCGAUUUGAAAAUUGUCGACGACGACGAUAAGGUUAAUCUGGUCCGGUUUGGUUUGGCGUCGCUUUCUCCUGUUCGGAAAGACGACCGUGGAUGGUUGCUUGAUCCCAUUAUUCUAGCUCGUGAUUCUCAGCUCAAAGGUGGAGCCGCCUCGUGUGUUUCCAUUCAUGUUGGUGAAAUCCGGCCAGGUGGAUUGAGGGGAAACCACCGACACCAUACCUGUAAUGAGACAUUUGUCAUUUGGGGAGCUAAGACAAGAUUCAGGUUAGAGAACCACAAGGUCGAAAAAGGUUAUGCCGAAGUGGUAAUUGGAGAGGAUGAAGUAGCUGUAGCGGUUAGUCCCAGUGGCACGGCUCAUGCUCUAAUAAAUGUUGAUCCUGUGCGUUCUACUUUCUUCAUUGGUUGCCAAGACAAUAUACAGAACAACAGCUCAACUAGCGACUACAAAAUAUGGAAAGAUCUAUAAACCAAAGUGGGGUUAGUUUAGUUUCCUCUUCUUCAUUCAGAUUUUUAUUGGCCUUUGUUUCUUUCGAGAUUAUUUGUAUAGAAUAGGCUUUUUUUUUCUUUUUCUUUUUCUUGUCAAGUCAUAUUGUUACCGAGAUAGUAUCAACCUGAAACUUCCAAUGUUUAUUAUCAAUGAGAAUCAAUUUGUGUGUAUA
Capsella rubella is the source of this 915-nucleotide messenger RNA. RefSeq lists its product as uncharacterized. The record is from RefSeq and is a predicted model, not a curated record. The coding region runs from base 63 to 722 and encodes 219 amino acids. Gene Ontology annotation, cellular component: endosome; trans-Golgi network. Lineage: Eukaryota; Viridiplantae; Streptophyta; Magnoliopsida; Brassicales; Brassicaceae. The transcript has 3 exons.